This is a messenger RNA of Fusarium tjaetaba, 4515 nucleotides long. RefSeq lists its product as uncharacterized. NCBI's taxonomy places the organism in Eukaryota, Fungi, Ascomycota, Sordariomycetes, Hypocreales, Nectriaceae. Bases 1 to 4515 code for a protein of 1504 amino acids. The transcript has a single exon. The record is from RefSeq and is a predicted model, not a curated record.
AUGGCUAGCCGCCACGUCUUCACCCAGCGACUCAAAUCGGGAGUCAUAUUCUCAGCCCCAGGCAACUUGAUGGCCAUGCCCGAGGGAGGUUGGGGUGACGAUACACCCAUAACCCGGCCGAAAAAGCCCAAGAGAAAAUUCCAAGGUCGUGGUCUCGAUCAUUUCUCUCACUGGGUAGCAAAGGUGACACUUGGUGACGAGCCAAACGAUAAUGUCGACUCCAUCAUGCCGGGUAACGAUACCCGGGGCAUUGGAAAUGAAUACAGACCCUACUCAUUAUCGCCAUAUCCCGAGAUCGAGGUAGAGACUGCGGUGCCGAAAAUACCUGAGGUGACGCUAUGUCUACCGAUGCUCAGUGUGUCCUUGACGGCGACUGUUGAUGGUACAGUCGCUCAUACAGAGCUGCUACAGAAGUUCCACAACCCUUCUGAUGUGACAAUCGAUGCUGCGAAACAUGUGUUCCCUCUCUAUGAUGGAGCUGUCAUCAUCUCCUUCGAAUGCACUAUUGGCGAUGAGCGUCGCGUCCGAGGCGUCGUCAAGCCAAAGGUACAAGCACGGAAGGAGUUCGAAGAAGCAGUCCGCGAUAAAGUGGCAGCUCCCGCUCUCUUGGAAGAGCAUACACCUGAGAUCUUUGAAACUUCUCUUGGAAACAUUCCUGCCAACACGACCGUGGAGAUCAAGAUUACGUACGUCCAAGAGCUCAAGGUCGUCAUGAUGGAGUCAGAAGCAACUGAGGGUAUAGCUCUCACUAUUCCAAUGUCUAUCGCUCCACGCUACAGCAAGGCACCAAUUGAAUGGGAGCCAGCAUCCAGAGUACCAGAGGAGAGGCUAGACAUAUGGAUCAAGGUUCUUGACAAUGGCAAAGUCAACCACGAGGGAUGUGACGAGGAGUCAGGUCACCUCCUGCAAUUUGAGGGAUCUAAACCUGCCGAAUACUCCACCCAGUCCGAAAGAGAUGCAGCACCGAGAACCUACUAUGUCUGGCAUCAUGUAUCCGAGCCAGCCGUUCUCAGAAAAGACUUUGUGUUUGUCAUUCAGAUGAACGAAGGCCAUCAGAUCAAGUCUCGAGCCAUCGCCUGUCCCGCAGAUGACAAUGGCCUUGCUGCCAUGAUGGUAAACAUUCGCCCCAACGAUCUUUUCCGAAAUGCCAUCAUGCCACAAUCAUUCACUGGCGAAAUUCUGUUCCUUCUUGAUCAAUCUGGAUCUAUGGGUUGGACAAACGGUUCACCAGAUUACGUCAGACGUCACACCGUAGCACGAAAGAUCGAUGUCAUGCGUGAGGCAAUGCUGCUAGCUCUUUCAGGCAUACCAUCGACUUGUGUCUUCAAUGUCAUCUCCUGGGGAUCGGCAACAAUGGGCCUAUGGGAGACUUCGCGACCUCAUACCAAGGAGAACAUUAGAGAAGCAAAGAGUUACGUGUCUCAGGUGGAGGCUGACAUGGGCGGAACGGAUCUCCUUCGUGCAUUGGAGUCCACCUUGAAGCGGCGAGUGCAGGAUAGAGGAUCAACGCAGAUCAUCAUUCUCACAGAUGGUGAACUAGAGCCGGAAGACUCUAUACAGUUCAUCUGGAAGAAACGUCAGCUAUUCGGGGACAGUAUUCGAUUCUUUGCCCUAGGUAUCGGCGACGAAGUGUCUCAUCGUCUGGUCGAGAGUAUCGCGGAGUGUGGUGGUGGCUACAGUGAUGUAGUCCAUACUACGCAGACCCCGAGAUGGCAUGAUCGAUUGAACCGUCUGUUGAAGUCGGCUCUGGAGCCGAACAGUUGGAGUUGCGACAUUGACCUAGGUAGCGGAUUUAAGCGGAAGAGUCUGGUCGAUUACAAUAUUGGGCAUGGUCAUCCUGCGGAUGGUGACAAGGCCCCUUACAUCCAGGCCCCUUUCCCAAUCUCAUCACUCCAUCCAUUCAGCUUCGCCUCAAUAUCUUUCUUGAUCGAUCUUCGCCACGGUGGCCAGCUCCCCAAAACUGUCACCAUAAGCACAACAACUCCAAACGCAAAAAAGAAAACCUACGAGCUUCCCAUCGAGCCAGCAUCAGGUAAUGACCGCACAAUCCAUCGCCUAGUCGCCAAAUCUGUUCUGCUUGAUCUUCAAGAUCAGAUCAAGCGCGGAGCCACCGAAACAGAAGUCGCCAAGGCAAACGCAGAGAAUAUUGGCAUGACAUAUUCCAUCACCAGCAAAUGGACGAGCUUCGUAGCCAUCUCAGAGAAUCAUCCUACUCAGACAGUUGAAGAGCAGAAGAUGAACCAUUACAAGGCACUCUUGGACGAGAUUGACAUCGACGAGCUCCUCAACAACGUCAGCGGUGGUGAGACUUCAUCUUACGGUUCCACCGCCGGCUCCUCCAGCAAUAUAGCCUACGGUGCCAGUCAAAGCCCCCGAAUGAAAAGUACGGUCGGAACACCAACGUCUCAAUAUCAUAUGAUGCCGGAAAUGUCGAUCCUCGAGUAUGCGAGGAGUAUCCCACCAGCUGGUACCAGCCCAGUACCGGUUCCUAUGCCUAAGCCAUGUCCACCAGCACGAUCGCCAGCUAUAGUGAGCUUGCCACCUUAUUCUAUGGGUGGUAGUCGAGAUGAACGUUCUGAUCUUAGGCAAUGUUCUUUAGAGGAUGACGAUGAGCCCGAAGCUCUAUACCCUCUGAUGUCUCAGCAAAUGAGCGACCCAAAGCAGGAGGAACCGCAGGGAUCUGUUGAUAGAAUUACAGGUCGGAGUCUUAGGAUCUCUGACCGUUCGAAUGAGGUACCUGGGCGGAGCCCUUACGAAGACCUGGACUCUAGUGGUUCCCUAGCUCAGGAGGCGAGUGAUGUUCGCAUACCCACAAGAGAGCGCGUCCAAAACAGUUCUCCAGAUUCUAUUUACGCGGACUUCCCUCUUUAUCCUAAUGACUCUGAUUGGCAACAAGCAUCAAGAUUGGAUCGCACGCGAGCAGAUACUACAGACGACAGCCAGUCAGAUCUACCACCGCCUAUCGAAGAAUUCACUCAGAGUCGCGAAGCUUCCGCUGGUGCAACUAUACCACCUGGUUAUGACUCGCCCGAUCAUGCAGUCUCUGCAUCACAGGUACUGCCAAUCAAUACUAGACACCCAUACGGCACACGUUCCCGUAACAGAACUGGUACGUCGCGUAUUAACUACGCCGAGGACAGGGACAUUGAUGGCGAUGUUUAUGACUACUAUCACGACAAAAAGGACCCUCCGCCCCUCAAGCCUAACAGCCCAACCCCCCAACCUAUCAUCUCAUCUAGAAGACUUAGUGUGACAUUCAAUCAACCAAGGAGAGAUGUCAAGACAAUCGUUGUCGGUGGGCCCAUGAGCUCACCCAGACACGACCGUGGAAGUGCCAUACCUGCAACCUUUCACGAGCCAGAGGAACCACAGGUAUCUGAUGAUGGUUUCAAGUCAAGAUUGCGAGGUCGCUUUGAUAGGUCACCGAGCACCACCAUGCCUAGCGAUUCUCUGGAAUUUGUUUCCGGAUCGACCUCGGAAAGGACAAAAAUGGACGAGCGCACCUCAGAGCCACCGAACACGUCAGACCUACCAUCAUCUAUGUCAAAAGGCUCUUCUGUUCAGGAGCUUUCGGACCCUCUUCUGCCAGGGACACACAGCGGCAUAUGUCCCAGCACAGUGUCUAAGGUUAGGGAGUAUUCCUCGUAUAAUUGGGCAAUGCCGGAGAGUGAUGACGAGAGUGCUGCUAGUGGUCCUCAAUACCCUACCUACAGAGCUCAUCCCAUUUCCCGGCCCUGGAGUUAUCAACACCCUGGCUCGCGGUCUCCAAACAGUGACGUGGAGGGAGAAGAGGCGACAAACGGCUUCCAGUACACGGCGGGCGGUUACCCUUCCGACUGGGAUGAUGGUUCAGAAGGCAAUUCAAUUAGUCUGCACACUUCAGAGCCAUUCUCAUAUUCACCAAAUCGUUAUGGCCCUCUUGACUGGCAAUUCGCGAUGGAGUGUCAAGACGGGCAGGGUCUCUUCGAUCUAGAUGAGGAAAGGCCAUCUCUGCACUUACACUUUUGUCCAGAGACCGUGACGAAGUUCGGUCCUAAGAUUUCUGAGCUUCUGUCUAAUUCCUCGACCCCGAAAGAAGAGAGGGGUGAUGUAUCUGCCAGGAUACUUGACACAUUGAUGAUGGUCGAGUGCUACAAAACUCAUCGGGCGCAGGAGGAAGAUACCUGGGACCUGAUGAUGGAGAGGGCAUGGGAUGCGGUUACAUCGGUCCUUGGACUGUCAGAUAAGGAAGAAACACUGGAAGAAUUGGCGGGCCAAUUGAGGGGAGCUAUGAUGCAUGCGCACUAUGUUGCAGCCACAGGAGUGAAGGAUUCGGAGAAGGAUGACAGUUCUGUGGAGGCAGUGAGAUGCCCAGCCUGCCAUGUGGUAUGGCGAACAACAAGACAGUUCUUUUGUCCUUUUGAUGAUGAGUCUGGCGACCACGCCGAUGAGUUUUCGAGGUGGGGUGAUUUUUGGAGCCAUCAGGUGCACAAGGGACAUGUUGUUUGUCCUCGGGAGGUUAUAGAUCAGUGGUGA